AGUAAACCUACUACUGUCCGCCCUCCCUUGUCCAGCUGUCUCUGCCUCAUAUUCAUCAGACUACGCUGAUCGAUCGACACACACCGCCAAAUGGUGUGGACGGACACUGUGCCAGAUGCGGCCCCCCCCUUCCCUUGGUUCCGUGAUAAGGGUGAGCUGCCCAAGCCCCUCCCAACGAUCCCCGAGAUUGAAGCAGCCACCGCGGAAUUCCCCAGCAUUUUCGACCGGGACUCUCGACGCACUGUUCUAGUAAAUGGCUGUUUUGUGGUCAAAUACGGACCUGUCGUGUUUGAGAACGAAGGCCACGCGUUGUUGCUCGUAGAGCACAUUUUGACCGUUCCUGCUCCUCGUCUCUACGCCAUGUUCCGGGAAGACGAGAAACUUUAUAUUGUCAUGGAAUUCGUACCCGGCCAGCAACUCAGCGAUAUAUGGCCGACCCUGUCUGAAGACGAGAAGACGCCUAUCGUGGCCCAGUUGCGACAGGCCGUUGACAGCCUGCGAGCUCUCCCCUCGCCAGAAAUAUUUUCCGGCGUCUUCGGGGGCCCCCUGCCCCAUCGUUACUUCUUCUCGCCGAAAAAGGACCCCCGCAUCACCGGGCCAUUUGAUAAAGAAGAAGCCUUCUGCCAUGCACUCGUCCUGCGGUCCCAAGAGAUCUGGGAUUGGUAUGGGCGGCGGGGUUGGAUGAACGAGUACUUUUCUCGCCAUCUGCCGGCGGCGCUGAGCGGUCACCGCAGCGUGUUCACGCAUUCAGAUUUUCAACGCAAGAAUAUCCUCGUCCGUGAAAAACCUGGCAGCAAUUCCGAUGGCUGUUCUGGGAGAUCUUUCGAGGUGGCAGCCAUUCUCGACUGGGAGGCUGCAGGCUGGUACCCUAGCUAUUGGGGCUAUGCAUUAUGUUUUGCCUACUUCGAUUGGUCUGACGAUUGGCCCGAGAAGGUCGAACACAUUCUAGACCCUUGUGUCCAUGAAGCUGCCGUCAUGAGAAUGGUAGGCCAGGCCUUGGAUGCUUAAUCGGCUUUUGAGAUACCAAUGCAACGCACUGUUUUUCUUUUUUCAGAAGAGAGAUGGUAGAUCCGCGAUGGUGGAACAUGGACCAGGUGCAAAUGCACUGCGGGA
Messenger RNA from Phialemonium atrogriseum, 1113 nucleotides. RefSeq names its product kinase-like domain-containing protein. The transcript has a single exon. Lineage: Eukaryota; Fungi; Ascomycota; Sordariomycetes; Cephalothecales; Cephalothecaceae. The record is from RefSeq and is a predicted model, not a curated record. The coding region runs from base 91 to 1008 and encodes 305 amino acids.